Molecule: messenger RNA, 1758 nt
Organism: Lacerta agilis (Sand lizard)
Lineage: Eukaryota; Metazoa; Chordata; Lepidosauria; Squamata; Lacertidae
Gene: NEK3
Product: NIMA related kinase 3
Exons: 14
Coding region: 163-1527 (454 amino acids)
Biological process (GO): protein phosphorylation
Molecular function (GO): protein kinase activity; ATP binding
Source: RefSeq, a predicted model, not a curated record
GAGGAGGGUUGGUGCGAGGGGGACCUUCCUCCUUUUCGCAGCCCAAGCCGGGCGGGCAAAGGGCUUGCAGAGUCCCGGAGACCGUUCUGAAGAGGAAGGGGAAAGUGCAACCUGUCAAAGAUCUGUAGAGACGCCUGCAAACAGUAAAGCAAUUUGGUAACCAUGGAGAAAUACAGUGUCCUGGCGAUACUUGGAGAAGGAUCAUUUGGGAGAGUUCUUUUGGUCUGUCAUAAAAACAAAAAUCAGAAAUAUGCAAUGAAGGAAAUAAGACUUCCUAAGUCUGUCCUUGGUACAGAGAAGUCCUGGAAUGAAUCCAUUUUAUUAGCUAAAAUGAAGCAUCCAAAUAUUGUCGCCUAUUUGGAAUCGUUUGAAGCUGAUGGACAUCUUUACAUAGUGAUGGAAUAUUGUGACGACGGAGAUCUAAUGCAAAAGAUUAAGCUUCGGAAAGGAAAGUUGUUUCCUGAAGAUACGAUACUUAAUUGGUUUGCACAGAUGUGCCUGGGUGUGAAAUACAUUCAUGACAAACGUGUCUUGCACAGAGACAUCAAAUCAAAGAACAUAUUCCUCACACAAAAUGGGAAAGUAAAACUGGGAGAUUUUGGGUCUGCACUUCUUCUUUCCAGCCCAGAGGCAUAUGCUUGUUCCUAUGUGGGAACCCCUUAUUAUGUGCCUCCAGAAAUUUGGGAAAACACACCCUACAACAAUAAAAGUGAUAUAUGGUCGCUGGGAUGCAUUCUAUAUGAGCUGUGCACUCUUAAACAUCCAUUUCAGGCCAAUAGUUGGAAACAUCUUAUCCUUAAGAUAUGUAAAGGAUACUACAAUCCACUUCCACCUUAUUAUACUUAUGAACUUCAGUAUUUGAUAAAACAAAUGUUUAAAAAGAAUCCCAAGAACCGUCCAUCAGCUACCACGAUUCUUGCAAGAAGCUGUCUGGAAAAGUGUAUUAGAAAUCUUGCUUCAGCAGAGGAGCAAGUGAAACAUGCAAGGAGCAAGAGUUACGAUUCAGAAUCAGAGGCCGUUGCCAAGGGUUUCUGUGAAAUGGGAUUGGAGAAAGCAGGGAAGGAUGUAGCCUCCCUGGAAGCUGUUUUACCAAACCCUCACAGACAACAGUGGGAAAAGGGAAGAUCCAGUACUGUCAUCAAAAUUCUGGGAAAUGCAUCUUUGCUUACUUCCAGUAUUACAACAAAGGAGGAUACAAGUGGUGAUGUAAGAAGAUACGAUGAAAAUGUCACACGAAAGCAGUGGACCAAGGAGCCUCCUGAAACCUUGAUGAAUAUUCUUCGCAAUGCUGAUGUUAGCUUGGCUUUUAAAACGUACACAAUCUGCAAAGGAGGCUCGGAUGACCUUCUGAGAGGACCACUUACUGAAGAUAUCAAAACCUCCGAUGAACCAGAUGGUGAAACUAUUAUGGAGGAUGCAGAGAGACUUGAACCUAGAUCAGAUGACGAGGACACGGAUUUCGAAGCAGAUGAUGAUCCCGACUGGCUUUUUGAAUUAAAAAGGAUGACCAAAAUGGAGAGUGAAUAAAUAAUUGAAUAAUGGAGGAAGUGAAGAAAUUGGUGCCAUCAGAUAACCAAAUGUCUUGAUGCAAAAAAUGUUGCUCAACAGUUCGAAAGUUUUGCAUAAGCAUACUACUGUUAGUUACAGUGAUUCUGGAUUAAACUCUUUGGACACCAGUGUACUGGCUAAGCUUUUGUAUUUUGGGGUGGUAGAGAAGUAUAGCAUUUUCAGAAUAAAUGUGAACAUUCAUCUUCCUAA